UGAUAAAACGAGGCUUACACUUUCCCCAGCAAGUAUCUGCUGCUUGGCUGGUGUAUUUUUGAAGUUAUGAUUUAGUUUCCAGCCAAAGCUGUCGUUAAAUGAGUGUAUUUGAUUUGUUUCGCGGAUUCUUCGGGGUACCCGGAGGUCAUUAUCGUGGCCGGAGGGACCCUUUCUUCGAUGCCAUGACUCAUGAUGACGACGAUGAUGACGAAGAAGAAGAUGGAUUCUACUAUGACGGGUUUCGGGGAGACCAGCAGGAUCCCUUUGAUAGUGCUUUGAGGUUUGGCUUCAGCUUUGGCCACGGGAUGAGGAUCCAGGAACCUCCCGUGUUUGGCCAGGUGCUCAGGGAGAUGGAGGAGAUUUUCUCCCAGCUGGGUCGCUGGGACGGACAGCAAGAGUCUGGACACUUUGGUGUCCCCAGCAUCAUGCCGCCACCACCUCAGGACAGGACAGAGAGGGACAGAUCUGGUGGGAACCCCCUGAGGGACUUCAUGCUCAAAUCACCUGAUAACGACCCACAAGGGACCCCAAGCUGGGCCGUCCAGAGAGCCAGACACGAUGGCCGCCCAUCUUAUGAGUCACCAGAACUUCCCAGCUCCCCAUUUCAUGGAUGGACCCCUUUUUCAAAGUUUAAUGAUAUUUGGAAAAAGGGGCCGCAGAGAGCUCCAGAGGAGGAGCGCAGAGAAGACAGAGAUCUGGAUUCUGCAGUGUCCUCUGGAGGCCUGGAUCAGAUUCUGACGCCACCUGCUGGUCAGGCACCAAACCAACCCAGGACCCGCUCAUUCUUCCAGUCAGUCACCGUCACCAAGGUGGUGAAACCUGAUGGGAGUGUAGAGGAGAGGCGAACAGUUCGAGACGGCCAAGGCAACGAAGAGACCACAGUGACCCGCUCAGGAGGUCCUGGCACCUUUGAGGGACCAGACCGUCAAACUGGACCUGUCAUCUCAGGUCACAGUCCAUUUUCUGACAUGCGGGAUGAUGACUUGUUCUCCAAGUUCUUUGGAGGGUUUAAAUAACAUGAAGAAGGAAUAUAAAGUGAAAGCGUGUAUUCUCUGGACUGGUUGACUUUAGCUCUUGUUCUCUGAUAAUAUUUCAGUCUGACUGUUUCAGUAGAGCUGUGAGUUUGCAUAUGUUUAGGAUUAUAUCUGGACAAAAACACUUGCACGACCUUCAGUUGCCAAAAUGAACGUCUUGGAUCAGGGCUGCCAGAUUGUUUCAGGUCACACCGAGUUUCCACACUGAGUAGACUAGAAGCUGCCAAUCCCGAAGAUUAUCUUAACAAAUCAGGUUGUAAACAAUUCCCAAUUACAUGUUUUAUUUUUGAAUUGUUCCGUAAAGUAAGCUUGUAUGUGAGUGUGUGAUAUGUUAAGUAAAGAGUUUUAAUAUAUUUACAAAUUUGUUGUCGGUCUGUUGUUGCCUGUUGUAUGAUUUAGGGGGAUGUAGUGGCAUCUAGUGGU
Plectropomus leopardus (leopard coralgrouper) is the source of this 1457-nucleotide messenger RNA. Lineage: Eukaryota; Metazoa; Chordata; Actinopteri; Perciformes; Serranidae. The record is from RefSeq and is a predicted model, not a curated record.